This is a messenger RNA of Bipolaris oryzae ATCC 44560, 366 nucleotides long. RefSeq lists its product as uncharacterized. The record is from RefSeq and is a predicted model, not a curated record. The transcript has 2 exons. Lineage: Eukaryota; Fungi; Ascomycota; Dothideomycetes; Pleosporales; Pleosporaceae. The coding region runs from base 1 to 366 and encodes 121 amino acids.
AUGCAUUUCUCCAACAUCCUCCACUUCUUCUUUCUCCUCCUCCUCUUCGGCUUCACCACCGCACUCCCUGCAGAAAUGAGUUCCACCACGCAGAGUGCAGCCCUCGCCAACAACCGUCUCACGCUCGAGACGCGCGAUGGCGCUUGCAGCCCCAAGUGCAAGAAGCAGUUUGAUGAUUUGCAGUCUUGUCGGUGGAUCGAGUAUUGCAUGUUGAGUAAUCAGUAUAACAUCAAGGUUCGGGCUUAUGAUAACUGCUGUAAGCUUGUGCACCUGCCCAAUGCGGUUGACGAGAAGACGCGGGAGACUCUGGAGAAGUUGAAGGCUGCGGCUGGGUUUAAACCGAAGACUAAGACUGGUGGGGAGUGA